Messenger RNA from Babesia microti strain RI, 663 nucleotides. Its product is annotated as conserved Plasmodium protein, unknown function. Gene Ontology annotation, molecular function: ubiquitin-protein transferase activity. Gene Ontology annotation, cellular component: Smc5-Smc6 complex; nucleus. The coding region runs from base 1 to 663 and encodes 220 amino acids. The record is from RefSeq and is a predicted model, not a curated record. NCBI's taxonomy places the organism in Eukaryota, Apicomplexa, Aconoidasida, Piroplasmida, Babesiidae. The transcript has 7 exons. Gene Ontology annotation, biological process: DNA damage tolerance; double-strand break repair via homologous recombination.
AUGGAAGGGAGUGGGUGGAAACUACAACUUUUUAUGCAAAGGCUAUUAAGUGAUAAGUUUGUGUUGGAGGAUGAUGUACACAAAUUUGCAGCAAGUUCAACCUCAAAGCUUGUAAAUGCGGUUAACUCUAAAAUCAAUGAUAUCGGAUUCGCUUUGACCAAAAUAUGUUUUGAAGGAAAAUAUUAUUACACUCUAAAAAAUCUCAUGGAUAGGUCACUAAAUAACAUGGAAAAUGAUAAUACCUCUAAUUUUGCUAAAGUUAUAGGUUGCCAAUUUACUACUAUACAUAUCCAAAUUUUUUCUGAUUGUAUAAAAACGAUGAUUUCAGAGGGAUUGCCUAUAUCUAGUGAAAAAACAAUCGAACCAUCGUGGACUAGUGUAUGUGUAAGGAAUGGAUUGAGCGAUAUAUCACAACAAAUAACUCUGCUUGAUAAGCUUAUCAAAAAUGCAUGGCUCUCAUUUGGAUGUUCAAAUACUGAUAUUAUCCCUGGAAUUCGUUUUUAUGUCGACUUAUCAGAAUCUUUCCCAAUGGAUAUGUUACCCAAUUGUGGGUACUGUCAAUCGCCUAUCGUCAUUUACAAAUAUAACUGUUCCAAAUGCAGUAAAAGUUUUCACAAAUUAUGUAUUAAGAGUGAAAUUUGCGUGAUUUGUACCAAAAGUUAA